Molecule: messenger RNA, 975 nt
Organism: Suillus subalutaceus
Lineage: Eukaryota; Fungi; Basidiomycota; Agaricomycetes; Boletales; Suillaceae
Product: kinase-like domain-containing protein
Exons: 5
Coding region: 1-975 (324 amino acids)
Biological process (GO): protein phosphorylation
Molecular function (GO): protein kinase activity; ATP binding
Source: RefSeq, a predicted model, not a curated record
AUGGUACCAGGUGCAUUCCGGCUGCGUACAGAUGUGAAUCGACGACAACGACAUGCUAAUAGGUGUCUGUUUCAGGUUGCUGUGAAGGGCUUCAGAUUUCAGGUUAACAAGAAGACCUCGAAGGUUUGCCAGAGCAUUGAUCAUCCAUACCUACGCCCUGAUUGUUGUGUGUUACAGAGACUGAGGAGAGAAAUGGGCAUUUGGAGAAGACUAUAUCACCCGAAUGUCAUGGAAUUCAUGGGCUAUGCUUUCGGCUUUGGUGUUUCGAUAGCCCUUGUUGCCCCUUGGGCUGCAAAUGGGACUCUGACCGAUUGCUUGGAGAAAAGUUGGUCAAUCAUCACUAUUGCUGAUCAACUCAGUUUGUUGGACGAUAUUGUCUCUGGUCUCACUUACUUACAUUCUUAUCCUAAUAAUCCCGUGACCCACGGAGAUCUCACUGGGUCUAAUGUUCUUAUCCUUGCGGACAUGACUGCAUGCAUCGCUGAUUUUGGACUAUCAAGCAUGCUCGGCGACCUGCAAACCGGUUCGACUUACCUCGCAGCUACCGCUAUGUAUCCAGGCGCAGUACGAUGGACAGCCCCCGAGCUUCUCCUAUCAGAUGACGUACAGCCAACGACGCUCAGCGACAUCUACUCUCUCGGCAGUAUCAUGCUCCAAGUCCUAUCAGGCAAAGUACCUUGGCACGAGAUCAAACGGGAAGUGAUUAUCAUACGGGAGAUCCAACAAGGAAACACCCCUCGCUGUCCGUCCCACACGCCCCUCGUCGGUGAACUAUGGCCGUUUAUCCGUGAGUGCUGGUCGUUAUCACCAGCCUUACGACCCACAGCUGGCACCGCCCUCGAAUUCAUCCGACACAUCCGAAUUAAAUUACUCCCAGUCCCUGUAGGUGGCCGCGACGCAUCCAGUUCUGCCGCUGCGCACCCUGCAAGUAGUGCCGGACCAUCAAAAAAGCCACGCUUGAAAAUAAUUAUUUAG